UAACUGCAGUAUGUAGGGGGCGUUGGUGCAACUGCUGCAGCCUCGCUAUCGACCUCCCAGCCACAAAGUCAUGUACGACAGCUGAAGCCGUCCUCGAGUCAUCGCUCGUGCAAAGUCGAGUACCCACGCGAACAGCCAAGCUCAGCAUGUUCGAGAUGACCCGGAUGAAUAUGGACGACGAUGAAGAAAUCGCGCAACCGAUCAAUAUGGCCUCCCAGCAAGGUAUCUCCAGUGGAUGCUGCCGCACAUUCCGCGAGCCCGUGGCACCCGUGACACCCGGACAGACCUCUGGGCAUUGGCUGCCGCAUAUCGACAACACUGAGGCAUCUCCCGACGGAGGUGUAGUUCUCGAGACAGCAUACGGCGCAUACAGCCAAUUGCCCACAAACAACAUCUUCACUAACCACGGCCGCCUUCAAAUAGCGACAGCAUCCACGUUCUUAGGUCCAAGUGCAUUUCCAACAUCACCCUCUCGAAUAGCCAACAUUCGGGUCCGACGUGCAAACAAUGGCUCAACACUGUUACAGUCACCAGCCCGCGCUGGACAUGCCGCGCGGAUGAGACAGAUCUUCGAAGAUGCCGGCCGCGAUCAUGAGUGCCCUCAGCCUCCUCAGCCUGACCGAGGCGUCUCGUAUCCCCAGCUACCAAACAUCUCCAGAAAGGCCUCGCCACCAGCGGAGCACAGUAGGAAUGAGCAACGCUUUACUCUCACAGUUUCUCCAGUACAACAUCCAAAAUCUCCGUGCAUGUCGAGUACGUCGUUCCGGAUGGUAUCGCACGCGACGCAGGCUGUCAGCCCCCGCGUAUCCGAGCAGAGCUCCGAGUCGUGGUCGGACGACUCUGGAUACUUCAUCGCAGGUUCUCGAAACCGCACUGCCAGUCUUACUGGUCCGCCUAGGGACCGUGUCAACGACUGGCUCGCAACCGUAUCUCUAUACGAACAAGAAACAUGCGGUAUCGAGAAUGUGCUCGACUACCAGUCUACUAGCCAUUUACCGCGCUCUUCGUCUGAGAAGCAUGUCUUCAACAAGGAUAGCAUGCAAUCAUCCCAUCAAAUCAGCACAAUCACAAUCCCAGACCCAUUUCUCGAAUCCGAUUCUAGCCUCCGCACCUCCCCCCUCUUCAAAGUACUCCCUCCACGGCGCCCUCGCAACCAGCCACACACUCCAACCCAGACACAAACGCAUUCCCCAACGACCGUCAUCAUUCGCCCCCACCAAUCGCAAGCAAAAUGUCCUAUUCUCGAACACGGCGGUAUCCAACUCAGUCCUCUCAGCCCCAACGUCUGUAUCGAGCGCGGUCCGUCCCGUUACCAUUCUACGCGUACAUCCGCGAUCAAAGAACGACGAGCGAUGCGGUAUACUGUGAAUGAGAACGAUAAUGAGAAUGGCAGCGUGGGACUAGAGAACAGAAAGGGCAAGGAGGUGGUGGAUGCAGAGGUACAAGGCAGUCCGCUUGCGCCGUGCAAGAUCGGUGUUGGAACGAGGUUCCAGCAUGCGAGGCAUGGCGUGAGGGGUGUGGGUAGGUCUGGUCGGUGUUUGGAGUCGUGAAGUAGCAUGACGGCGAUGAUCAUUGGGUAUCACUUGCAUAUCUUGACACGGAAUAUCCAUCAACACAGCAGAAGGCUUGGAUAAAUCGAUAGUAUAGA
This is a messenger RNA of Alternaria rosae, 1648 nucleotides long. RefSeq lists its product as uncharacterized. The record is from RefSeq and is a predicted model, not a curated record. The transcript has 2 exons. NCBI's taxonomy places the organism in Eukaryota, Fungi, Ascomycota, Dothideomycetes, Pleosporales, Pleosporaceae. Bases 147 to 1550 code for a protein of 467 amino acids.